Messenger RNA from Ictalurus furcatus (blue catfish), 1131 nucleotides. It is a transcript of the gene otomp, whose product is annotated as otolith matrix protein. Gene Ontology annotation, cellular component: recycling endosome; plasma membrane; early endosome. The transcript has 8 exons. NCBI's taxonomy places the organism in Eukaryota, Metazoa, Chordata, Actinopteri, Siluriformes, Ictaluridae. The record is from RefSeq and is a predicted model, not a curated record. The annotation marks the transcript as partial. Gene Ontology annotation, biological process: iron ion transport.
AGUUGCUUGGCUUCUUUCUGCGCAGUCACUUGGUGUGCAGUUUCCGAGAUUGAAGAGCAGAAGUGUUUGGACCUGGCUGGCAACAUCACGUUACGGAACGUCCGUGGGAAACUGCAGUGUGUGCGCGGUCAGAGUGCUACGGAAUGCAUGCAGAGGAUUAAGAACGGCACGGCCGAUGCUGCCUCCAUGUUUCCUGACGAGAUCUACACUGCCGGCAUUUGUUACGGGUUAGACGUCGCGGUAGGAGAAUCACACAAUGGAAUGGAUGGUGUUAAUUACUACGUAGUGGCGUUGGCACGCAAGUCCUCGGGUGACCUGUCCCUGCUGGAAAUGCACGAGCGCAGUUCAUGCCACCCGGGAAUCCGCACCACCGUGGGCUGGACGGUGCCAAUCGGCUUCCUGGUCAACACGUCGCAGAUCAGCGUGGACGAGCAGUGCAACUUCCCUCAUGCGGUGGGAGAUUUCUUCGGCUAUAGCUGUGUCCCAGGGGCCAAAGAUCCAGAGCAUGACCCCAAAGGCAACAAUCCCAGAAACCUUUGCGAGGCCUGCAUAGGUGAUGAGAACGACCGGCACAUCUGCGCCAACAAUCCUCGUGAACGGCACUACGGGGAGGCAGGAGCUCUCAGAUGUGUGGCCGAGAACCUCGGGGACGUGGCCUUUGUGAAACACACCACCGUCUUUGACAACCUCAAUGGUAAGAACCAGGAAUCAUGGGCUCUGGACAUAGAGAUGGAAGACCUGAAGCUACUGUGCCCAGAUGGAGGUGAGUCGCCUCCCUCUGAACACGAGCGAUGCCACCUGGCCGUGGUCCCCGCCAACGCUGUAGUGGUGCGCCUGGAGGACAAAUGCCGCGUUUACAAGUUCCUGGAACGUGUUCAGAAUGCGUUCGCCAAUGCCACACACGGUUUCUCGCUCUUUAGCUCGGUGGGGUACGGACAACCUGACGUCAUGUUCAGCGACUCGACUUUGAAGCUGAUGAGGGUGAUGGGAACUUACCAGUCCUGGCUGGGACACAGUUACACCACCAUGCUUCAGGCGUUCGAGUGUGAAGGCUUGUGCUGAUGGGAUUAAGAGACUCUCUCUCUCCCCCUCCUUCCUCUCUCAGAUAUUCCUAUCCCUACCUACUAGGCC